Molecule: messenger RNA, 2374 nt
Organism: Etheostoma spectabile (orangethroat darter)
Lineage: Eukaryota; Metazoa; Chordata; Actinopteri; Perciformes; Percidae
Gene: esco2
Product: establishment of sister chromatid cohesion N-acetyltransferase 2
Biological process (GO): mitotic sister chromatid cohesion
Cellular component (GO): nucleus; chromatin
Molecular function (GO): protein-lysine-acetyltransferase activity
Source: RefSeq, a predicted model, not a curated record
GUUAAAGAAUGCGGCGUUGCAGCCGCCGGUGUCCUGCAGCGCCCCCUCUGGCCCGAUGACGCCACUGCAGACCACGCCUUCAGUUAAAGAGCGAGCUGCUCGCAGGAGGAAGGAGAAGCAGGACGACGACCAGCUCAUCAUCGAUGCGGGUCAGAAGCAGUUCGGAGCGGUGACCUGCAGCUCCUGUGGGAUGGUCUACAGCGCAGACAACCCAGAGGACCAGUUCCAGCACAACCAGUUCCACCAGCGCUUCCUGGAAUCCAUCAGAUUUGUGGGCUGGAAGAAGGAGCGGGUGGUGGCCGAGUUCUGGGAUGGAAAAAUCCUCCUCGUCAUGCCGGAUGAUCCCAAAUACGCCAUUAAAAAGGCUGAGGACGUGCGGCGGGUAGCCGACAGCGAGUUGGGUUUCCAGCAGGUGACCCUGAGCAGACCCACGCAGGCCAAGACCUACCUGUUCAUCAGCUCAGACCGCCUGGUGGUGGGCUGCCUGGUGGCGGAGCCCGUACGCCAGGCGUACCGAGUCCUGGAGCAGCCGGACCGCCACAAAGACAUGACGAAGGACGACUUCAUGGAGCGCCACCGGGCCUGGUGCUGCUCCACGGUCCCAGAACCGGCCGUGUGUGGGAUCAGUCGGAUCUGGGUCUUCAGCCUGGCCCGACGCCAGGGCAUCGCCACGCGCAUGCUGGACACCGUCAGGAGCACCUUCACGUACGGCAGCCAUCUUACGAAGGAGGAGAUCGCCUUCUCCGACCCAACACCUGACGGGAAACUGUUCGCCACGAAGUACUCCGGCACGCCCACGUUCCUGGUUUACAACUUCGUAGCGUGAAGUAAAAUCAAAUCUGUUUUAACUGAUGAUUUGGAAAUAUCAAUAACAUCUUUAACGUCUUUCAUAUGCAAAGCAACACGUUCAGUUAUAUGAGUUUGACUCCGCUUUAGUUCUUGUUGAAUAUGUAAAAUACGUCCUGUGUUCAGGGUUCUGAAGAGUUUUUAACCCUUGUGUUGUCCUUCAGGUCCCGGAGACCCUCCUGUAUUCAGGCUUGCAUCUCUGCUACUGUGGCCUCGUCCUCCGGGGUCCCUGGGACCCGUCCUGCACUCGAACGCAUAUCCCAAUACCCUUAUCUGGCCUUUUAGGGUCCAGAGACCCGUCCCACACUCAGACUUGUAUCCUUAUACCCUUAUCUCGUCCUCCGGGGUCCCAGGGACCCGUCCCCCACUACACUUAUCUGGCCUUUUAGGGUCCAGAGACCCGUCCCACACUCAGACUUGUAUCCUUAUACUCUUAUCUCGUCCUCCGGGGUCCCAGGGACCCGUCCCCCACUCGAACACGUAUCCCAAUACACUUAUCUGGCCUUUUAGGGUCCAGAGACCCGUCCCACACUCAGACUUGUAUCCUUAUACCCUUAUCUCGUCCUCCGGGGUCCCAGGGACCCGUCCCCCACUCAGACUUGUAUCCUUAUACCCUCAUCUCGUCCUCCGGGGUCCCAGGGACCCGUCCUGCACCUGAACGUGUAUCCCAAUAGCCUCAUCUUGUCCUCCGGGGUCCCAAAGACCCGUCCCCGACUCGAACACGUAUCCCAAAACACUUAUCUGGCCUUUUAGGGUCCAGAGACCCGUCCCACACUCAUACUUGUAUCCUUAUACCCUUAUCUCGUCCUCCGGGGUCCCUGGGACCCGUCCCCCACUCGAACACGUAUCCCAAUAGCCUUAUCUGGUCUUUUAGGGUCCAGAGACCCGUCCCCCACUCGAACCCCAAUAGUCUCAUCUCGUCCUCUGGGGUCUCAGAGACCCGUCCCCCACUCAAACGCGUAUCCCAAUAGCCUUAUCUGGUCUUUUAUGGUCCAGAGACCCGUCCCCCACUCGAACUUGUAUCCUAAUAGCCUCAUCUGGUCUUCCGGGGUCCCAGUGCAGGAUUAGUGGAACAUACGUGUAAUCGUGUACGUGUACAGGGUCUCCGGGAUCUGCAGUGCGCGGCCACGACGGCAGUGGACAUGAAAUGAAAAAGGCCCCGGGGCCCCGAAGGACAACCCAAGGUUAAAGUGUCCCCGGUCGUCUCUCCGUAUUUAUAUUCAGUCCUGAUUCACUGUUGACUGUGUGGAUAUCGGCAGGACUCGAGAUGUUAAUAUUCUGCUUAAUAAGGAGCAACAAAUGAGAAUAUUUCCCAUUUUUGCAUUAAAUAAAAACAGUCUCCAUUUUGAUAUGUUCAGAGGAUUUUUUUCGUCUUGAUAUAGAAGUUUUAAAUGUUAUUUUGAAGGGAAUUAUUUUUUUUUUAGACCCUAUGCGAUGCCUUAUCUGUUCUAAGGGCAUUCUGCUUUGUAAAUACUUUCAAUAAACCUUUGUUUUUUAUGAUCUUAAACCUGUUUCUUUGAAGUGUUUC